Molecule: messenger RNA, 1310 nt
Organism: Stegastes partitus (bicolor damselfish)
Lineage: Eukaryota; Metazoa; Chordata; Actinopteri; Pomacentridae
Gene: ypel5
Product: yippee-like 5
Exons: 3
Coding region: 140-502 (120 amino acids)
Source: RefSeq, a predicted model, not a curated record
UGCAUCCACAGCUCUGUGUGCACAUUUGUUCUACGACAACAAAGACGAACGACAACGUUUGGUGGAGAAAAACACUUUAUUGAAAGUUCCUGUGUUUGAGCCAACGUGACGAGGCUCUGCUGACCGAGCGGUAGACAAAAUGGGACGCAUCUUCCUGGAUCACAUUGGUGGGACUCGCCUCUUCUCUUGUGCCAACUGUGACACCAUCCUGACCAACCGGGCUGAACUCAUCUCCACACGCUUCACCGGAGCCACCGGCCGAGCUUUCCUGUUCAACAAGGUUGUGAAUCUGCAGCACAGCGAGGUGCAGGACAGAGUCAUGCUGACAGGAAGACACAUGGUGCGGGACGUCAGCUGCAAGAACUGCAACAGUAAACUGGGCUGGAUGUACGAGUUCGCCACUGAGGAAAGUCAACGCUACAAGGAGGGCCGAGUCAUCCUGGAGAGGGCGCUCGUGAGAGAGAGCGAAGGCUUCGAGCAUGUUCCCUCCGAUACCUCCUGAGUUCACCUUCGUUACUGCUGCGAUGCUCAAUCCAUGUGUACUACAGCUUUCCCUCCAGCAGCAGCGCAUGGACUUACAUGGACAGUGUUCCAUUUGUGUGUAGAGCUACACCAAAAAAAAAGAUCCCAGGCUGGGCGUUUGUGGGAUGUUAACAACAGUAGCGGUGGACAUUUUCCCAUGGCUUUAAACAUCUGGAGAUUUCCUCUAAGAGGGGAAAUACCGUUGCUUCUCUACCCAUAAAGAUCACCUACAGUUUCAGUAUGUGUCCAGCAGGCUGUAGUGUUGUACAGGUGUGGUGGGAUGUAGGCCCAGAUGAAGAGGUCGUGCUCCUUUGGCCGUACUGGAGGCUUGGACAGAUAGACAGAUUGUUUAGUAGGGGUUUAAGGGGUGAUUCUGAACAGAAGACUGAACCGGUUGAGACUAUUGAUGCUGACGUGAAGUUAAAUCUGCUUUAAGAUUAAGUAAUAAGGUUAGGGCUACAAAAAUCCUUCGGUAGCAGAUGGUCAGUGUGAUGCUUUGCUGGAAAUUGUUUAGUUAUCAAAAGAGUAUUAUAUUACUUUUCAAUGGAGGAGUGAAGAUGAUAAUAGAUAGGCUUCCAUACAGGUUGACUGAUUUUUAAAACAGAAAAAUCCCUGUAAUAUUUAUAUUUUUGUUAAUUUUACUGAACUUGGUUUCAGUUUUGCAAUAUAAACAUUUCACCCAUUUUAUUUUAUCCUGUGAUUUAGGAUGUUUGAUCUCAAGCCAACCAUGUAUGCGAUUGAAUAAAAAACAUUUCAGUCAAUCCUGCUACAAACAUCUGAUUUACUGA